UGUAGCUGCUUCCGGGUCAGAGGUCAGACGAUUCCGCGCAGUGUAGGCCAUGGUGCAGCUCCGACCGCGCGCGUCUCGCGCCCCGGUGUCCGCAGAGGCUAUGGUGGACGAGGGCCAGCCGGCCUCGGAGGAGGAGGCGGAGCACGGGCUGUUGCUCGGGCAGCCCAGCAGCGGUGCGGCCGCCGAGCCGCUAGAGGAAGACGAGGAAGGAGACGAGGAAUCAGACGAGGCCCCGGAGGAGCUGACUUUCGCCAGCGCCCAGGCGGAAGCGAGAGAAGAGGAGCGACGAGUGCGGGAGACCGUGCGCAGGGAUAAAACGCUCCUGAAGGAGAAGAGGAAGCGACGAGAGGAGCUGUUCAUCGAACAAAAGAAAAGAAAACUCCUUCCAGACACUAUUUUAGAGAAGUUAACCACAGCUUCCCAGACUAACAUAAAGAAAUCGCCAGGAAAGGUGAAAGAAGUUAAUUUGCAAAAGAAAAAUGAAGACUGUGGAAAAGGAAAUGACUCCAAGAAAGUUAAAGUACAGAAAGUACAGUCUGUCAGCCAGAAUAAAAGCUACCUGGCCGUGAGGCUAAAAGACCAAGAUCUGAGAGAUGCAAGACAACAGGCAGCACAAGCCUUCAUCCAUAAUUCUUUAUAUGGGCCAGGAACUAACAGGACUACAGUAAAUAAAUUCCUGUCUCUUGCUAACAAGAGGUUACCAGUGAAAAGGGCUGCUGUCCAGUUUUUGAAUAAUGCUUGGGGAAUCCAGAAAAAACAAAAUGCCAAGAGGUUUAAAAGACGGUGGAUGGUCAGAAAGAUGAAAACUAAGAAGUAAAUCAAAGCUAAAUGAAGAAUCUGUAUGUAUAGAAUUUAAUAAAUCAUUCAUAAAUCAUUUUAAAGGA
Molecule: messenger RNA, 884 nt
Organism: Callithrix jacchus (white-tufted-ear marmoset)
Lineage: Eukaryota; Metazoa; Chordata; Mammalia; Primates; Cebidae
Gene: NOL7
Product: nucleolar protein 7
Cellular component (GO): nucleolus; nucleus
Molecular function (GO): RNA binding
Source: RefSeq, a predicted model, not a curated record